AUGACGUUCUGGGAACAGGGCGCGGAUGGCCGUCAGGUGGUCAUCGACGCUGGUGCGGCCAUCCGCCUGAAGCGCUUGGAGCGCUUCGGAGGGCGGCUGGUGACCACCAGCGGCGUCUAUGCGGAGGCCGUGCGGAAGGGGGAAGGGCGGUGCUUCUGCGUGGAGGUAAGGGGGUCUUUGAAGAGGGGCAGAAACAGUAUUACUUGGCCUGUAGCCCCCAAACAGCCAAGAAAAAGUGCUCGAGCUUUUUGCGCUCGAUUUGGAGCCUUCAUAGUCCUUUUUGUUCGUUUGUUUUUUGCACUCAAAAAGUGCUCGAGCAUGUCUCCUAGACAAUGCAUUGCAUUCAAGUCCAUGCACACAUGCCCUGCACCGUAA
This is a messenger RNA of Durusdinium trenchii, 375 nucleotides long. The record is from the annotation of a GenBank genome assembly. Lineage: Eukaryota; Dinophyceae; Suessiales; Symbiodiniaceae.